AUGGAAGAUAUAGAAAAAGCCGAACAGUUCUCACAGACCCCUGUCGCAGAGACCCCCAAUUCGGCUUACCUUGAGAAGGACCAGGAAUACUUUGACGCAGACCAGAAGCCUGAUUUGUCUGCGCAGGACGUCGGGCAAGUUGUCGACAAGACUAAUACUAACACCGGUCGAGAGACCCUCCUUGGGGAUGAAACAUACCCGGAAGGAGGGCUAGAGGCAUGGACUGUCGUCUUUGGAUCAUGGUGCGGCCUUCUCGCAUCUUUGGGGCUGAUGAAUAGCAUUGCAACGCUUCAGACGUAUAUUGCAACGCAUCAGCUCUCCAACUACGAUGAGGGUACGGUUGGGUGGAUUUUUUCAUUGUAUACGGCGUUGUGUUUUCUCUGCGGCGUGUAUAUCGGACCGCUUUUUGAUAAAUACGGGCCUAGAUGGCUGGUUGGACCUGGUGGUAUAAUUGUCGUCGUAAGUGUUAUGCUUAUGAGCAUCUGUACAGAGUAUUGGCAUUUCAUGCUUAGCUGGGGCAUACUUAAUGGAAUUGCAACAUCAUUUCUAUUUACUCCCUGUCUCACAGCUAUUGGACACUUUUUUCAUGAUCGCCGCGGAUUUGCUUCCGGGCUCGCAAGCACAGGUGGCGGCGUCGGUGGUGUAAUCUUCCCGUUACUAAUGCAGAGUCUCUUCGACAAGGUGGGAUGGGGAUGGACGCUCCGCAUCCUAGGUUUCAUUUGCCUUUUCCUGCUCACAUUUGCUGGUCUUUUAGUGAAGAGGCGGUUGCCUCCGGCUCAGAACGCGAGCCCGCACCCGGACUUUCGCAUCUUGAAGGAGAAGGCGUUCCUGCUCCUUACCGUCGCCGUCUUCUUCCUGGAGUUCGGGCUCCUCAUCCCGCUCGGCUAUAUCUCGAGCUACGCGCUCGCGAACGGGUUUAGCGAGGACUUUUCCUUCCAGAUCCUGCCUAUUCUUAAUGCGGCGUCGGUGUUUGGGCGUGCGUUGCCCGGCUGGUGGGCGGAUAAGAUCGGUCCUUUCAACACGAAUAUGAUUUCCCUCUGCGGCACGAUCAUCGCUUGUUAUGUAGUGUGGUUGCCGUUCGGGCACACGACCCCGGGUCUCGUUUUAUUUGCUGUCAUGUUUGGGUUUUCGACUGGCAACAAUAUCAGUAUCACACCGGUGUGCGUAGGAAGGUUAUGCCAAACGCAGCACUACGGUAGAUAUUAUGCCACCUGCUAUACUAUCGUUUCCAUUGCCGUCCUGCUUGGCCUUCCCGUUGCAGGUACCAUCGUCAAGGCUACUGGCGGUAAUUACUGGGGUCUUAUCUUAUUUACAGGGCUUACUCAGCUCAUCUCUGUCGUCGCGAUGUACGCGGCCAGGGCCGAGAAAGUGGGAUGGGCACUUCGGGCUAACUUCUAG
Daldinia caldariorum is the source of this 1398-nucleotide messenger RNA. Its product is annotated as MFS general substrate transporter. Gene Ontology annotation, cellular component: fungal-type vacuole membrane. Bases 1 to 1398 code for a protein of 465 amino acids. The record is from RefSeq and is a predicted model, not a curated record. The transcript is spliced from 2 exons. Gene Ontology annotation, biological process: transmembrane transport. Gene Ontology annotation, molecular function: transmembrane transporter activity. NCBI's taxonomy places the organism in Eukaryota, Fungi, Ascomycota, Sordariomycetes, Xylariales, Hypoxylaceae.